Molecule: messenger RNA, 1115 nt
Organism: Salmo salar (Atlantic salmon)
Lineage: Eukaryota; Metazoa; Chordata; Actinopteri; Salmoniformes; Salmonidae
Cellular component (GO): plasma membrane
Molecular function (GO): transmembrane signaling receptor activity
Source: RefSeq, a predicted model, not a curated record
UUCUCAUGCGCACUGCAGGAACAGACCUUCCUGUACUGGGGUGGUAACUGGACGUAGAAGUAUUGAGGGGACUGGAGUAAACAAGAUGUACAGGGUCUAAAGAGACUUGAACUAGCUGGGAGCCACAAGUCAUCAUGGUUAUCCUGCUGGUCCCCACACUGAAGAUUGUCCUCCUCUUAGCUGCUGUGUGGAGUGUGUGUUCAGCAGAGUUGAUCACAGUGGAAGGAUAUAAGGGAGGCAAGGCAGAGAUCAGAUGCCCCUAUAGAGAGGAGUGGAGGAGCCACCAGAAGUACCUCUGUAAAGGGGAAUGUCGUGUUUUUAAUAAAGACAAAGUUAUUAAGACUGAGGCGGGGGAAAACAGCACUUCUAGAGGGAGAUACUCACUGAAGGACAUCAGAGAGGAAAGUGUCUUCAUUGUGACAAUCACCAAUCUGACAUUAAAGGAUGCUGGGAGAUACUGGUGUGGAGUGGACACAUGGGGACAAGAUAACUACAUUAAAGUCAACCUUGAAGUCUCUGAAGAUUGGUGUUGUGAAAACCCCACUGAAGUGACAGGCUCUGAAGAAGUGACAGGCUAUGAAGAACUGUCAGUCUCCAUCCAUUGUAUGUAUAAUGAAAAAAAUGAAGACAGAACAACCACACAAUCGAUAUCCUGUCAGCAGUCCAGCUUGAUAUCAAGAGUAAGACUGUUCUUUAAUUAGCCUGUUCUGCAUUAUGAGACAGAUUGAUCAGGACACAGUUGUACGUCAGUGAAGUGAGAAGCUUCAGAGGACACAAUAAUGGAGAGGGCUGGGUGUGUCUGUGUGAGUAGAGACAACAUCUUAACUUCCUAUGUGUUUAAAUGUACUUACUUCAUGUACAUAUGUAUUUAGGGCAUUUGCACCCGUGUAUGAAAAAAGAGAAAGAUAUAUAGAGAGGAGUAGUUCGCUAAAUGAGAACCCAAAUAUCUGAACAGGAAGAGCAGAAACCACACUUCUUUCUUUACGCCUGUCUGUGGGGAUCAAAUCAAAUCAAAUUGUAUUAGUCACAUGCUCUUAAUACAAUGAGUGUAGACCUUGCAGUGAAAUGCUUACUUACAAGCACCUAACCAACAAUGCAGUUUAAAAAAAAUAAGA